UAAAGAUUCUUUUUUUUUGGUUAAAGUUAUGUGAAACAACCAUAUUAGCUGCAUCCCAUUAACGUCUUUCCUAUCCUAAUUAAAUAUAUAUGUCCACCGGAAGGGACGAGCGAGGUCAGAAAUCAGAUAGCUAGCGAGCAAGAAAGAGAAUGUCAACAAUGAGUGAUCAUCAGAAGGUAACUGUUGUGCCAACAGAGAAAAUCCCUUUUGAUCAGUUACCUCUCCCGUUGAAAGUUGGUGGUCCUUUAGAGUUCACUAACUUGUCCAUAGUGCAAACAGUUACCACCGUGUCAAUAGUGACUGUUUCUUCGGAGUCGACUAUAGCGUCAGCCGGUAGUGUUCCUCCGGAGGCAACGACCCUGCCACCAGAGGGUACUGUUCCUCCAAAGGUAAUUACCGAGUCCAUAGUGAGUGUUCCUUGGGAGGUAUCUGCUGCAUUCGCAAAGAGUGUCCCUUUAAACACUAUCGAGUCAACUGAGAGUGCGCCUCCGGAAGUAGCUUCUGAGUCAAUAGAGAGCGUUCUUCCGGAGGUAACUACCCUGCUACCAGAGGGUUCUGUUCCUCCAAAGGUAAGCACCACGUUUAUAGAGAGUGAUCCUCUGGAGGUAUCUGCUGCAUCCAUAGAGAAUGCCCCAUUGAACAGUGGCGAGUCAAUUGAGAGUGCGCAACUGGAGGUUACUUCUGAGUCAAUAGAGAGCGUUCAUCCGGAGCUAACUAUCCUGCCACUAGUGGGUACUGUUCCCCCCAAGGUAACCACCGAGUCCACCGUGAGUGUUCCUUUGGAGGUACCUGCUACAUCCGCAAAGAGUGCCCCUUUGAACACUGGCGAGUCAAUUGAGAGUGUGCCUCUGGAGGUAACUUCUAAGUCAAUAGAGAGCGUUCCCCUGGAGGUAACUACCCUGCCACCAGUGGGUACUGUUCCUUCAAAGGUAACUACCGGGUCCACAGUGGAUGUUCCUCUGGAGUUAUCUACUGUAUCUACAGAGAGUGUCCCUUUGAACAAUGUUGAGUCAAUUGGGAGCGCAGCUCCGGAGUUUACUUCUGAGGUAACAGAGAACGUUCCUCCGAAUGCAACAACCAUGUCAUUGACAAGUGUUCCUCGUGAGCCAAUUGUUGAGUCAACCGGGAUUGUCCAUCCGGAGGUGACCUCCAAGUCAACAAAGAGCAAUCCUACGAUGUUAGUCGUCCCGUCAACAGAGAGUGCUCCUUCGGAGGUCACUACUAAGCCAACAGAGGGCGUCGUUCCUGAUCCAGAGCUAAUUACUAAGGCUCGGGAUGAUGCGGUCAACUUGAACCAUGCUUUUGCGGGAUGGGGGUGCAACCAUGCGACAAUCUUGAAUAUUUUUGCUCAUAGAAGCGCGAAACAGCGUACUCAAAUAAGGCAAGAGUAUAAAACUGAGUUUUCGGAAGACUUUGACCAUCGCUUGUCUAAAGAGCUUAUGUUUAGUCCUGAUCUUAAGAGAGCACUCUUACUUUGGAUGGAUGAUCCGGCAAGCCGUGACGCAAAAAUAGUGAAACGUGCUUUAAGUAAAAACCUCAUUAAUGUUGCAAUUGAAGUAAUAUGUUCUCGUACUCCAUCCCAACUUGAAGAGCUGAAAAAGGUUUAUCGUACAAUGUUCACGACUUACCUUGAUGAGGAUAUAGAUCAAUCUCAUGCAAACGGCGACAAUAAAAAGUUGUUGGCCGCAUAUGCAGGUGCAAUACGCUCAGAAAGCCCAGAAGUAGAUGCAGUGAUAGUAGAUAAAGAUGCCAAAGACCUCUUUAAAGUUGGGGAGUGGAGAUUCGGAACUAUUGAGGAGACUUUUAUUCGCAUAUUCAGUGAAAGAAGCGGUGCUCAUUUGGUUGCGAUUAAUUCUGCUUAUCGCAAAAUGUAUGUGAAUUCAUUGAAAAAGGCUAUAAAGAAGGAAACAUCUUCGAAAUUCAAGUGUGCGCUUUUGACAAUUUUAAAAUGUGCUGAGAAUCCUGGAAAAUACUAUGCCAAGGCAUUGCAUAAGGCGAUGGUCGGCCUUGGAACUGAUGAUGAAACACUCACUAGGAUUAUUGUGUCAAGGGCUGAAGUUGAUAUUGAGAAAAUAAAGACAGAGUACCACAAAAAAUAUGGGAAAUCAUUGAGUGAUGAUGUUCGUUCAGAUACUUCUGGACAAUACAGAGCAUUUCUUCUCUCGCUUUUAAACCCCAAUGCCUAGGUAACGGGCCAUGGAUCACGUAUCUCUAAAUUCUUUAUCCAAAUGUCUCAAUGCAUUUACACCCGUUUGAACUAAUGAGAAUCUUAGGUAUAAGAAUUUUCACGAAUUGAAAUCAUGCGGUUGAGAUUAAUGCAUUGAGAAAUUGAAAAAUAAAGAGUUUUGAUGAUAAAGCCACCCGUCCCUAGAUAAGGCAUCCAUUAGGUAAAGUGUGAUAUAAGGUGUGGAUUUGGACUUCUCUCUCCCUCUCUCUCAGUUUUCUUUGUUCCUGUGUGAUAUAAGGUGUGGAUUUGGACUGCUAUGUCCCUCUCUCUCAGUUUUCUUUGUUCGUGUGUGUUUGCGUUUUAGGUUGUAUGGUUGGUGAUGUCAGAUGUAAUUCAGUGGCUACAUUAUAAUUAUAUGUUGUUAUUAAUAAACUCAUUUUGGUUGUAUGAGAAAAA
Messenger RNA from Rhododendron vialii, 2623 nucleotides. RefSeq lists its product as uncharacterized. Gene Ontology annotation, molecular function: calcium-dependent phospholipid binding; calcium ion binding. The transcript has 6 exons. Bases 150 to 2186 code for a protein of 678 amino acids. Lineage: Eukaryota; Viridiplantae; Streptophyta; Magnoliopsida; Ericales; Ericaceae. The record is from RefSeq and is a predicted model, not a curated record. Gene Ontology annotation, cellular component: cytoplasm.